AUGCACGGGACGUCGUCGCCAAUGGGCCUCCCGCCAGAAUUGCUCCGCGAGAUCUCUUGCCGCCUGCACGACCCGGCCGACUUCGUCCGCUUCCACGCGGUCUGCAAGCCAUGGCGCGGCUCACACGAUCCAACAACGGCGACAACGACAGAUUAUCAGUUCCUGCCAUGGCUCCUCGCGCCCAGCAAGCCUGGUGAUGACCCUCUCAAGCUUAGAUGCGUCUUCUCCGGCCGAAGCUACCGCUUUCCGCCGCCAAUAUCUGCCACCAUGAUGAACGGGGUGACAAGCGCGGACAACACCAACAUCCGAUAUUUCACCGAUUCUCCCUUGAGCCCGACUCUUCACGAACCUGUCGCCGGAGGGGCCUUCGCUAACCCGCCUCUCUCCCCACACAUCGACCGGUUGGGGAAGAACCCUAGUGGCAUCAUCCACAAUGACGGUACCCUACUUCUAUACAGCAAAUACAGCAAAUGCAACAGUAGCGACCUCUACACGACCGAGUUCAGCGCAUCGCUCCUGCAUCCCGGCAACGACGAGUGGACGUUUGUCCAGAGGACACUGGAAACACCCUGCUAUGGCGAGUUUUAUGCCAUGUAUCAUGCCGGCAAGAUCAUUGUGACAAUGUAUGGCAACCUCUGGCUCGUGGUGAUGACACCAUCCACAGCAGCAACGAACAAGGAUGAUUUGCUGGUCCCCAUGCCACUCUGGACGCCGCGCAAGCAUGACGGCUAUUAUUGCGAGUACAGCUAUGUGCUCGAGUCUCGCGGCGAGCUUCUUUGGGCAUCUGUGCACAUCAAGAUGGACUAUCCGUACCAGGACGACGAUGGAAAGGGUGUCUGCGGCCUGGUUCGCGCACUGUGGAUGUCCAUGCACGUGCUUGAGGAGGUUACCGAGGGGUCAAACAAGUUACAGUGGGUGAGGAAGGAUGACAAGAGCUUGAACGAUCGCUUGUUUUUCCUGGGGUGGCCCAACAGUUUCAGCAUGGACGCGUCGCGGCUUGGCGUGAGCGGCGGAUUCGUCUACUUCUUGUACUGCGAUGAGCAGGGCCACCGCCAGCCCCAUGAGCGGUGUGGUGUGUUUAAGUACAACCUCAUCGACAACAUGACAGAGUUCAUCGAGUGGCUACCCCAAGGAUGGGACUACGAAAUGUGCACGUGGCUCAUACCCCAGCCCACCAUUGCUCCAAUUCAUCAGGUUCUAGUUACUACUCCAAGAAGUAAUAACAUGAUUCACAUUAAAACACUUUGCCCUUGA
This is a messenger RNA of Triticum dicoccoides, 1254 nucleotides long. RefSeq lists its product as uncharacterized. The transcript has a single exon. The coding region runs from base 1 to 1254 and encodes 417 amino acids. The record is from RefSeq and is a predicted model, not a curated record. NCBI's taxonomy places the organism in Eukaryota, Viridiplantae, Streptophyta, Magnoliopsida, Poales, Poaceae. Gene Ontology annotation, molecular function: protein binding.